This is a messenger RNA of Zingiber officinale, 560 nucleotides long. RefSeq lists its product as uncharacterized. The coding region runs from base 1 to 327 and encodes 108 amino acids. NCBI's taxonomy places the organism in Eukaryota, Viridiplantae, Streptophyta, Magnoliopsida, Zingiberales, Zingiberaceae. The record is from RefSeq and is a predicted model, not a curated record. The transcript is spliced from 5 exons.
AUGGCGGCAACUCUUGCAUCAUUGCCUACUCAGUUCGACUCGUCUCCUACCCGAUCCCUAAUUCACUCUCCCCUCGCAGCCUCCUCAAUCGCGCAUGCUUCUUCUCUUCGAUCUCCACUCCCUGGCGACGGCGACGAAGAAGACGACGGCGAUGAAGAGUCUCAUUUUCUUGUGAGCUUAGUGUGUUUUGGAGAUAUUCUUUUUUCAUCACCUAUUUUAGCUAGCCUUUUGAGCAUACAAGCAUUAUUAUCACCCUUCCUGAACACAAGAGGCAAUGUUGAAGUGUGUUUAAUGGAGUCUUGGAAAUUAUCUAAAAGGAGAAGAUGAUUUGAAUGGAAAGAUAGUUUAUAGAAAAAGAAGAUGGAUUGAUGUAUGUAUUGUUUAUUUUGAAAAAACUUAUAUAACUUUUAGGAGGUGUUGGACUUGUAUUACCUUUUGGAGUAUUGGUUCUUGGAGUCUUGAAAAAGAAAGUUCUUGUAAAACUUUUUGAAAGCUCUGGAAUUAUAUUAUUGUAAAAUUGAUUUCAAAUAUUAAUAGAUGUGUAUAUAUGUUAAAUAGGA